CCCCCCCCGCCCGCGUCUCUCAGCGCCGCGCGGGCGCCAUGGUAACAGGGGCCGCCCCCUCCCUGGCAGGCAGGGGCGCGGAGGGACGGGGGCCGCCUUGGGCCAAACGACCCCGCUUCCCUUUCGCCCUCCGCCGCAGGGGCGGGAGCCGGCCGGGGCCAAGCGGCGCAUGCGCCUGAGCGGCGAGGGGGCGGGGGGGGGCGCGUUUCCGGUGCCGGGGCGAGCCGCAGGUUCAGUUCCGGGGCGGCCGCUGCCGGGGGUGGGGACGCGAUGGAGUCGGUGCUGAGCGAGGUGGUGGCGGUGGAGGAUCUGCUGCGCUUCGAGAAGAAGUACAACGCGGAGCUGAGCGGCGGCACCGUCUCCAAGGGGACGCAGUUCGAAUACGCCUGGUGCCUGGUGCGCAGCAAAUACAACGCCGACAUCAGAAAGGGCGUCGUGCUGCUGGAGGACCUGGUGCCCAGAGGCUGCAAGGAGGAGCAGCGGGACUACGUCUUCUACCUGGCCGUGGCCAACUACCGGCUGAAGGAGUACGAGCAGGCCCUGAAGUACAUCCGGGGGCUGCUGAAGACGGAGCCCACGAACACGCAGGCGCUGGAGCUGGAAAAGCUCAUCGACAAGGCCAUGCAGAAAGACGGCCUGGUGGGCAUGGCGAUCGUCGGCGGCAUGGCGCUGGGCGUGGCCGGCCUGGCCGGCCUCAUCGGAUUGGCCAUCUCCAAGUCGAAAUCGUAGCUCCGCCCCCCCCCGUUCUCCCCUCCCGCCGGGCCCGGGAGCCCACGCGCCAACUCCGCUCCGAGUCACUAAUCUUCCCCCCCCCCGGAUCCCCCCCCGCGCUCGGGGGGCUAAUCAGUGCAAUAGGGGUUCGGCCAGAGGGGCGUGGGGGGGCGAUCGGCCGGCCCCCCCUUUCCCAGGCAGCAGGGGGAGACGACGGUGGUUCCCCCGCAGGGGGCGGGGGCUGACGUCCGGCCCCCCCGGCGCCAGGGUUCCCCGCCCCACACGCGCCCCUCCUGUCCCCGCUGGAACCGCUGCCUUCGCGAUGUAAAUAAAGGCUGGUUCUGGUUCGACCCGCAGUGGGA
Mauremys mutica (yellowpond turtle) is the source of this 1073-nucleotide messenger RNA. It is a transcript of the gene FIS1, whose product is annotated as fission, mitochondrial 1. The coding region runs from base 271 to 729 and encodes 152 amino acids. The record is from RefSeq and is a predicted model, not a curated record. The transcript has 5 exons. Gene Ontology annotation, biological process: mitochondrial fission; peroxisome fission; mitochondrial fragmentation involved in apoptotic process. Gene Ontology annotation, cellular component: peroxisomal membrane; mitochondrial outer membrane. Gene Ontology annotation, molecular function: protein binding. NCBI's taxonomy places the organism in Eukaryota, Metazoa, Chordata, Testudines, Geoemydidae.